Messenger RNA from Drosophila serrata, 1818 nucleotides. It is a transcript of the gene VhaAC45, whose product is annotated as Vacuolar H[+] ATPase AC45 accessory subunit. Gene Ontology annotation, molecular function: ATPase activator activity. Lineage: Eukaryota; Metazoa; Arthropoda; Insecta; Diptera; Drosophilidae. The record is from RefSeq and is a predicted model, not a curated record. Gene Ontology annotation, cellular component: proton-transporting V-type ATPase complex.
UUUUUUUCUCACUGGAAUAGGCGACGUCGUGCAAAGCAAAGCGAAAAUUUUCUCCAUUUUUCGUUUUUAGUUUCCGUUCACUUUUCGUAGGCGAGAUGUUGUGGAAAUCGCUGAUUGCCUUGUGCGUCAUUGGGGCAGCCUUGGCUGAGCAAACGCCCGUCUUUCUGUGGGGAGCCAACAGUGUGGCGAAGCCUUCUCUAAAGACGGUUCCCCAGGCGGAGUUCGCGGAGCAACUGGCGACGCUGCUGGAGGAUCACAUGGUCGUGGCCUUCCAGGAAAAUGGCCUGAGCAACAAGGACUUCCUGUGCUCCAACUCCCAGUCGCAGUCCUGCUACGCCCAGCUUCAGGGCGUGAGCCCCAAGACGUACUACACCAGCGUGGAGAACCCAUCGGAGGCCCUGCGGUCCGUGGCCGCAAGGCGCGAGCACAACAGCAUCGAUGCCAGUGGCAAGUUGUCCAGCCCGGCCAAGUGCUCCGCCGGCACAGCCCUGUUCGUUAGCUUCGAGGAUGCGACCGAGAGCCGCGAGCAGACCUUGGAGUCACAUGACGCCGCCAUUGCCGCUAUCAGCAAGCAGUUUGAGUGCAAGGUGGCUUAUCUGUACCUGGCCGCUCCCUCCACCGCUCCGGUGGUGCAGCGACGUACCCGCCGUGACACUGCUGCCACCACUGGCGGCACCAUGUUUUAUGUCACCAACCAGUUUCAGAUCUUCUAUACGGCCCUCCUCUACAACCAGAACCCCAUCACCGUCACCGAAAUGUCGGUCAUCAACUCCACCACCCCUAGCACCCAGUUCUCUGUUAAGCUUACAACUUCUGACGCUUCCAAGUCAAUUACCUUCGAUGUUCUUUAUAAUGGUGGAUACUUUAGCAUGAGCAACCUGCAGUACGACGGCAACACUUUCCGCUCCAGCAACGUGAAUGCGCCUACCACGUUCUCCUACUCUUGCGGCAACCUGACCCUGGACUCCAAUGCCGUUGAUAACCGGUAUAAUACGCUGAGUUUCAAGUCGCUGCAGAUGCAGGCUCCCUUCGACGGAACGUACAAGGAAAACUUUGUUUUUGGCGAUUCCUGGGACUGUGUGGGCUUCGUGACGCCCGGCAUCCUUAUGGGACUCUUUGUGGUCCUUCUCCUGCUGGUAAUUAUGUUCGUCGGCGUCUGCUGGAUGAUGGACAUCAACACGAUGGACCGCUUCGACGACCCGAAGGGCAAGACCAUUACUAUCAAUGCUGCCGCGGAGUAAAGGGCUUCCAUUUAUUAGUUGUCACCUUUGUUUCCUCACUCGAUAUUCAUUCCUUUCUUCCCUCAGUCUGUCCACACGUACAUAUAUAUGUAAACGAAAAAACACUUACUACCUUAACCGCAUAACAUAACAUAACAUACAUAUAACCGGGAAAUUAGUCCUCACAAUUUAUAUAUAGAUUCGUGUCUGUAAUUUUCGCCGGCAAUGAUCAGUUUACGUUUCAGCAUCAAUUUAACGCGUUGCUGUUUCUUGUCGCCGAAAAUUGCUUGGAGUUUUGCUUGCACCGACUUGGCAUUCAGUAUUUCAUUUAGUAUAGCCCCAAAAAAUGUAAAAUAUCAAAAUAACUACGCACAGUUACCCGUAUGUGUGUGUGUACGGACGGACCUGUGUGUGUGUGAUGUGUAUGCGCGCCCUGGGCAGUAAAUCUAAUCUUUUGAAUAUAUCUAAGUGUUUUAUAGUUUCUUGUUUUACGCAAAUAUGCGAGACUAAUUUAUGCCUCUGUAUGAUAGUUUGUCAGUUGUGCAACCCUCCUGUUCGCAGGCCCAACGAAAAUAAAGUUUUUCAAUUGUGUUACAAA